GCAUUUGACUCAGUAGUGGCAGGGGAUCUAGGAUUUCCACUUGUCAGUUAUUCCCUGAGAGCGAAAUCAAGUGCAUCCCUACAGCUAAAAUGUCAAAGUUGGAUCAGAUCCUCGUCCUUGACCCUCCCUGCGACCUCAAAUUCAAAGGUCCUUUCACAGAUGUAGUCACCACCAGCCUCAAACUGAGGAACCCUUCUGACAAAAAAGUGUGUUUCAAAGUGAAGACAACUGCGCCGCGCAGAUACUGUGUACGGCCCAACAGCGGGGUCAUCGAUCCCGGAGCAACUGUAGUUAUCUCUGUCAUGCUACAACCCUUUGAUUAUGACCCAAACGAGAAAAGUAAACACAAAUUCAUGGUGCAGACGAUUUUUGCCCCGUCACACGUUUCUGACAUGGAUGCAUUGUGGAAAGAUGCAAAACCCGAUGACCUCAUGGAUUCCAAGCUGAGAUGUGUCUUUGAGCUGCCUUCAGAAAACGAUAAAGUGAAUGACGUCGAGGCGACCAAAGCGGCGGCUGUGAUGAACUUUGCAAAGGGCGACUCUGCAGCAGCCGCGGUGUCCGUGUCCGCCUCAGCGGACGAUCCAGAGAUGAAGAAAGUGCUGGAGAAAUGCAAGAGGCUGCAGGCUGAGCUGAACAAGCUGGCUGAGGAGAACCGGCAAAUAAAGGAUGAUGGCAUUAGAAUGAGAAAGAUGCCUCGUUCAGACCACAUGACAUCGAACUCCACUACCCUGCUCGGCCGAGAAGCCAGCACCGCCUCCCUGCCCUCCCUCCUCGUCGUCAUAGCAGCCAUCUUCAUCGGGUUCUUCCUAGGAAAGUUCAUCCUGUAGACUGGGAGAUGCAUGCCAGUCGUACCCUCCCCUCCCUCCCCCCAUCCCCACCUCCCCGGCUCCGGAAUAAAACAGGCCUGGAAAAAAACCAAGAAGUCUUUGUGUUGACUUUGCCAUAUCAUUGGUAGUGUGGCCUACAGUGAACACAUCUGUACAGCAUCAUUCAAAGGCGUUGCCUUUUUACAAUCUUACGCGGUUAUUAGUGCAGAGUUGACAAAAGAAAGGCGACAAAAAAAGUGAUUGUUUCCUUUUUUUUGUUUUCUGUUUUUUUCUUUUCUUUUAAUGGCUGGAUCAUAAGGUAAUGUGGUGGGACAAUGAGAGUUGUAUGCUAUCAGUCAACAUGGAAGAUGCAGCUAGAGUGAACCAUGGGCGAGAGGUAGUUUAAAAGAUCCUUUUUUUUUUUUGCUCUGUUUGUUUUUAAUAGGAAUGGAAUGUUAGGUGUCUUGUAAAUGUUUUAAAUCCUUUUAAACACAAAAGGAAAGAACUUCCAUCAAAAAGCCCUUGCUACCUGUUGCUGGAUCGCCUCAAGUAAAUUUGUUCAGUUUGUAAUUUCUACUUCUUGUCUUGGAAUGUUCAGGUCCAGCUGGGGAUAUUAUAGGUGCCUCCUUGUUUGUUUCUGUCUUUUCCUUUUCCUCAAAACACCAAUGCAGACUUUAUAUUAUUAAUAUUAUUAUUAUACAAAUCAUAUAUUCCUUCUGAGGCAAAUGUUGACUAAAAUAAGGUCUCAUUCUUAAAAUCCUGUCCUAUGGUAUUAAGCAUUGAAGAAAUAAAAAUGAGAAAAAUAUGGUU
Messenger RNA from Gasterosteus aculeatus aculeatus (three-spined stickleback), 1616 nucleotides. Its product is annotated as vesicle-associated membrane protein-associated protein A. Lineage: Eukaryota; Metazoa; Chordata; Actinopteri; Perciformes; Gasterosteidae. Gene Ontology annotation, molecular function: FFAT motif binding. Gene Ontology annotation, cellular component: plasma membrane; endoplasmic reticulum membrane. Gene Ontology annotation, biological process: neuron projection development. The record is from RefSeq and is a predicted model, not a curated record.